AACGGAAGUGCCGAAAGUGUGGAUACCUCGGACAACAACCCGUUCCCGGCGCUGCUCCCGCGGCGUCCGCUCAACGCCGCCGUCGUAUUAAGGUGCGACGCGCCGCGACGUCCGGCGUCGACGGCGAAUAAUACGACAACGACGGCGGCUACGACGACGACGGCGCCGCCGCUGCCGACGACGACGACGACGACGACGACGACAGCGGCCGCGAUUGUGCCAGCCACGUUGUCCACGUCCCCCCAAGGCUCAACGACCUCCUCGGCCGUUGUUCGAGUGUCGCCGCAGCCGCCGCUCUUGACGCCGCCCCAGUAUCCUGCGCCUCCACGGCUUCCUAGUCGUACCGGUGGGGAUGAAGCGCGUGUCGCGAGGGCGAGAGGAAGCGGACGCGGAGCAUUACCGAGCCCCAUCCUCGCUAAUGGAACGUCCUCGUCGAGAGUGCCACCACCUCGCGCGGGCUGGGCAGUGCGGAUUACCGAGGCGACACUUAUUCCAACGUCAAGUCAGAGUCCAUCGGUUCCAGGUACACCGUCGACGACUGUCGAACGAUGGGCUAGCGAGCGAACGCCACCGGUUUGGACGGGUCGUGCCACAGCGUCAUUAUCACCAUCGUUGUCAGCAGCAGCAGCAACGGGAGCAACGGUAUCAAACGCGCAAGAAGGAUCGUUCUUCGCGGCGGAUCGAGGAGCCGGGGGACCAGCUGGCGCAGCUGGCAUCCGUCUCGAGCAUCGUCGGAUCGAGGAGAAGGAGGAGCUGGAGGCGACGAAGAAGGUGGAGCAGCGUCACUUGGAGACGUCAGCGACGCAUAGCCCAGGAGCAGCAGGUCAUCUUGAACUGAGCGGUCGGCCGAUGUCGCGUAAUAAUGCGAUGCGGUCGCAUUCGCGGCCUCCUGCCUCGCGAACGAACAUUGCCGCGGCCGCUGGCAAUGACGAUUGUGUCGGUAGCGCCGGCGAGGACGCGGAUUCCCGCCUCGUCUCCGCCGAGGUUCCUCGCGUGCACGACCACAGUCGACCGUUUCCGCCGCCGCGGUUGCCGCCCGUGCACGCGGUAACGUCGGUACCAUCCGUGCCACCGCCGCCACCUCCGCCGCCUCCGCCGGCGUCGGAGAACGUAACGAUGACGUCGUCGUCGGCACCCGGGUCGCCGACGUUUCGGGUAGCGGCGCCCUUUACCAUGUCUCUGACGCCGCCAUCGAGUUCCUUUCGUAGCAGGCCGUCGUCUUUGCGUCGCCCGCGGAACGUCGAGUCACCGGGCGACGCAAAUUCCAGGAGUCUGCUGUCGCCUUCGUCCACGUCGUCGACGACGACGACGACGACGACGACGAUCGCCAUGUCUCCCAGAAGUCCCAUCGGCGAGGUGACGCUCGCCGCGCCGCGACCAGACGGGGAGAGGACCAUCAACGAGUACGUCGAGGCGCCGUUCACGCCGUCGCGAUGCAGUCAGGAACGACGCCUCGACGCGGACAGCAAGACCGUCGGCGAUUGUCCGAAGGGCGACAGGAGGCAUCAUCAUUCUCAUCAUCAUCAUCAUCAUCAUCAUCAUCACCACCAUCAUUAUCGGGGUCACGAGGAUGCAACGGUAGUACCGACUCAUCGAGCGCAUGGCCGCGCGAGGAAUCGGGGCUCGCGCGCCACGACGACCGGCGCCUCUGUCGCCACGUCAGCGGCGGAUACAACGGGAGAGAGCAUCGUCACCAAGCAGCCGGUGUCCUUCACCAAGGAGCCGGCCAACGCUCUCGGCGCGAGGACUUACGAUCCGGCCGGUCUGUCCAUCAUUUGCGACUUUUGCGGCAAAUGCCGAUGCGAGUCGUGUCGGGAACCACCUCCGCUGCCCAGCAAGUGGAUCUGCGAUAACAAGUGCCUGUGCUCGGCCGAGACGGUUUUGGACUACGCGUCUUGCCUGUGCUGCGUCAAGGCUCUCUUCUAUCAUUGCGUGGAUGGCAGUAACGGCGGUGGCGUCGCCAGUGGCAUCGACGACGAGAUGACGACGAGCUGCGCCAACGAGCCGUGCUCCUGUACCGGUAACCGCAAAGCUUCCAGAUGGGCCUGCUUGAGCUUUCUGACGCUCUUGAUGCCCUGUCUGUUGUGCUACUGGCCCUUGAGAGGCUGCGUCACUCUUUGCGAGUCGUGCUACGCGCGUCACGCCGCGCAAGGCUGCCGAUGUACGCCGAACGCGAUUGCCGGUGGCGGCAGGCAUCAUCCCAUCACCAGCGACAUUGGCGACUCGAGGGAUCCGGAGAAGAGGCUGCUGGAUCCGGUCACGCCGGAGCUCUGAGCGGAAAUUUUCAGAGAUGACGCGCGCCACGUGUUCUCCGCCCGCUAUCUCUGUGACUGAAGGAAGCAAAGAUUGAACUCGAAAUAUAUAUCUAGAGGAUCCCGCUGACGGGGACGGCAUGUGCGAGGGAGUGUCGGAGGGAGCGAAAGUGAAUCGCAUCAAGUACAAGAGCUGCAUUUAAAUCGAGAACGAUAUCGAGAAUUUUGUCGAACUUGUACGUUUAACGCGUCGCGAAUGUCUUUAUUUAUUAUUCUUCCAUGAACGAACAGUGCGCGCGUGCACGUAUUAUAGUAUGCUUCUACAUGUGCGAAAGAGAGAAGGAGUGUGCGUAUGCGUGGAGAAAAGGAGCGUGUGUAAACGAAUGAGUGACCGUACGUGCGCAUUUACACGUUUGUAUGCGCAUUGCGAGCGAUAGAGAAAAAUGAGGUAUACGCGAGCUAGCGUAUCGUCCAGACAUACCACUCUUACGCAUAGAUAACUCUAUAAUAUAAUGAAUUAUACGCAUUGUACCACGCGCAGAGCAAAAUUCAACGAACGGUAAUAUAUCGGGGUUUGGGGCAGGGGGGA
Molecule: messenger RNA, 2841 nt
Organism: Camponotus floridanus (Florida carpenter ant)
Lineage: Eukaryota; Metazoa; Arthropoda; Insecta; Hymenoptera; Formicidae
Gene: sty
Product: protein sprouty
Exons: 2
Biological process (GO): negative regulation of fibroblast growth factor receptor signaling pathway; negative regulation of MAP kinase activity; multicellular organism development
Cellular component (GO): cytosol; membrane
Source: RefSeq, a predicted model, not a curated record